Trichoderma virens Gv29-8 is the source of this 456-nucleotide messenger RNA. RefSeq lists its product as uncharacterized. The annotation marks the transcript as partial. The record is from RefSeq and is a predicted model, not a curated record. The transcript is spliced from 2 exons. Gene Ontology annotation, cellular component: nucleolar ribonuclease P complex. Lineage: Eukaryota; Fungi; Ascomycota; Sordariomycetes; Hypocreales; Hypocreaceae. Gene Ontology annotation, biological process: tRNA processing.
AUGGCCAAGGCAAAAGCCAACCCAGGCAUCCAAAACAGGCACAUUUACACCAGAGCUUCAUAUCUCUAUCAAGCAGCCAGCUAUCUAGCAAACUGCGCUCAGCAGACGAAACCACAGACCAAGUCAGAGAAUCCCCAGCAUGACGACAAGCUUUCAUCUGCCUCGAAAAGGGACCGCAAGGCCUUGAUCAACUUGUCUCACCAAGUCGUGUCGGACAUGAGAUCGGUGUCGCUAAAAGCCCAGAUCCGACAGAGCCCCUCAAUCAAGCAAACCAUCUGCAAGUAUUGCGACGCCAUCCUGAUUGAAGGCAAGACAUGCCAUUCCGCCGUCGAGAAUCUCAGCAAAGGCGGAAGAAAGCCGUGGGCCGAUGUUCUCGUCACCCGGUGCGACACGUGUGGAAACACGAAGCGGUAUCCUGUCAGCGCCCCGAGGCAGAAGAGGAGGUCGCUUCGGACU